Molecule: messenger RNA, 138 nt
Organism: Racocetra persica
Lineage: Eukaryota; Fungi; Glomeromycota; Glomeromycetes; Diversisporales; Gigasporaceae
Source: the annotation of a GenBank genome assembly
AUGUAUGAUAGAAGAAUGAGAGCUAUGGCAGCACAGUCGGUCUUGUUAACUGGAGAGUUACUUCACAUUAUAUUUUCAGAGUUUACACAUCAAGAUGAUUUAUUCUAUUGUAUGUUAGUGAAUUCAUUAUGGGCUAUG